AAAUUGUAAACUUAUAUUCUAAAAAAUGGCUCGUACAAAGCAGACUGCUCGCAAAUCCACCGGUGGCAAGGCUCCCCGCAAACAGUUGGCCACGAAGGCUGCUCGUAAGAGUGCCCCAGCCACUGGCGGUGUCAAGAAACCCCAUCGAUAUCGCCCCGGUACCGUCGCUCUCCGAGAGAUUCGCCGUUACCAGAAGUCGACUGAGCUUCUGAUCCGCAAGUUGCCCUUCCAGCGCUUGGUCAGAGAAAUCGCCCAAGAUUUCAAGACCGAUUUGCGCUUCCAGAGCUCGGCCGUCAUGGCGUUGCAGGAGGCAAGCGAGGCCUACUUGGUUGGUCUGUUUGAAGACACCAAUUUGUGCGCCAUCCAUGCCAAGCGAGUUACCAUCAUGCCCAAGGACAUCCAACUUGCCCGCCGUAUUCGUGGUGAACGAGCUUAGACUAAGACUGCCCUUCGCUAGACAAAACGGUCCUUUUCAGGGCCACCAAACUGUUCUGAAAAGCCUGUCCAAGCCAGCUUUGGCACACCAUCAAAUCCAUUUUUCUGAUAUCGGUCUGUUUGUUAACGUGAUAUCCCGAUAUUUAGCCAUUCAAUUUUUGAAUCAAUUACCGUACAAACUUUACAUUUUAAACCAGGUUUUCCUUUGACACAUCGGAAAGAAAUGUUUCCAUUAUUUUUUAAACGAAUAUUCUAAUUAGAUGAGAUUUGUAAUUGGUUCAUGAAAUGAGAUUGUCAUUUUAAAUUGCAAAGGGAACAGCACUAAACCCUAUCAUGAGAUGAAUGAUUCUUUACAGUAGACCCAAAACCCUCGUUUUUUUUUUUUUGUGUAGUAAUCCCCGCAAGAGGGUACCCCUUUUCUGAGAGGGAAAACAGUCGACACCAGUGGUGUAUGGCUCUGCCCAGACCAAAACGCAAAUGCCACUGCUUGGCAUCACCAUAAGUCUAUUGGGAUAUACUUACAUGGGAGAGCUUCAGGUCUGGAUCUCGAGAUGGCGCUGAAGCUUGUUGGGACAGAAAUUUAUUCAACGGAAUUUGCGGGCCGCGUAAAAAAUACGCGAUAACUUGAAAUCGUGAUGCAUUUGUUUUAUGCUCCCGAAUCGGGAAUACGAGUUUGCGUCCAGCAUAAUACACAAAACACUAUCGAACUCCCUCUAGAACAUUCACCCAACU
Molecule: messenger RNA, 1167 nt
Organism: Daphnia magna
Lineage: Eukaryota; Metazoa; Arthropoda; Branchiopoda; Diplostraca; Daphniidae
Product: histone H3
Exons: 1
Coding region: 26-436 (136 amino acids)
Cellular component (GO): nucleosome
Molecular function (GO): structural constituent of chromatin; DNA binding; protein heterodimerization activity
Source: RefSeq, a predicted model, not a curated record